Molecule: messenger RNA, 2263 nt
Organism: Vespa mandarinia (Asian giant hornet)
Lineage: Eukaryota; Metazoa; Arthropoda; Insecta; Hymenoptera; Vespidae
Source: RefSeq, a predicted model, not a curated record
UUCUUAUCAGAACCGAUAUCUUCAUCUCUAAUUAUCAUUAAUAGAUAACUUAUUUAUAUUAUGCAUGUCAUAAUAAUUUCUUUACUUUAGUUCUUGAACUUAAUAAUUAUUAGGAUUAAUAAUUAUCGUAAAAUUAGAAUACUCUCGUCAUUGUUUGCUUCGUUCACGAAGAAGACAAAUAUAAUAUCUAUGUACGUGACUUUAAAAAAGAAAAAUAAUAUCCUUGCUCUUUCACGCUGUAAUUAUAUACACGCCACGCAGAUAUUUGACUCGCAAUAGUAUAAUUUAUUCGAAAUAGUUUGCGUGUCCUCACUACUGUCACCGACAUCUCCAGUCCCGUCAUACUAAUAGCCCUCAGAGUUCCCCCAAUAUAAUGAUCGUAAAAUUCCUAAUAAAUAAACCUUAGAGUUCUGUCUUGUAUUUGCCGUUGAAUAGCAUUAAGUUAUUCUCGCUCGUAGCUUACUACAGGAUUGUAUUCCUCGAGAAACCUUUUAUAAAUAAUUACAACAGCUGAAAGUUUACAAUUUUUGUUGAAUAAAAAAAAAUACCUAAUAAAAUCUCGAAAUUAUUACGUUCAUCAAUAUUUUCAUUUCUUUUUUCAAAAUGUUGCGCCGUAAAAGGGGUACCAGAAAGGUGAUAAGAAAAAUGGCAAAAAAAACAUUACCAACGGCACUUCAGACUGAUGUUACUAAUGACGAUGAGUGGGCUAAAAUUUUAACUAAAAAGGGCUUGUUAGUAGUUGAUAUUUAUGCCGCAUGGAGCGGACCAUGCACAGGUAUGGUGAGCACAUUAAAAAAAAUAAAAAUGGAAAUUGGCGGCGAUGCUUUAAAUUAUGCUACGGCGAGAUGCGAUGAUAUAACGGAUCUUCAGCGUUUUAAAGAGAAAAGCGAACCAAUUUGGAUGUUUAUUCGUGAUGGCAUGAUGAUUAAUUUAAUGUUUGGCGCACAUUGUCCACAACUGGUGAAAAUGUUGACCACCGAAUUUCAACGAAUUCAAAAUAGAGAGGAAUCGGAAUUCUCUAUAUCUGUAAAUGAAUGUAGCCCAGAAGAAAAUAUACGAAUGCGCAUCGCUGAGGAAGUCCGAAUAGCUAAGGAAACAGAGAAGAAAGCUCAAAAAGAAGCGGAAGCCAAAGAGAAAUAUGAAGCAGAAAUGGACCAUUUAACUAAUUCGUUAAUCGAUGAAACUUGUCUCUUAUUGUAUCCGUGGAUAUUUAAGGACGAAGAAGGACAUAAAAGGGAUAAAAAAUGUAGCCCACCGUAUCUGGAAUUAAUUGAAGAAAUUUUACCAGGAAAUUAUACUAUAGAACAGGAGAUACGAAAGCGAUUGAAUGAAGAUAUCCUUGAUAAAAUGUUUCACGAGUCCGAUUAUGUACUUACGGAUCACGAAAGACAAUUAAUUUUAGACGGUAAAUGUAUGCUUAUGCGUUUGAGAAGAAAUGAAUCUACGAAUGAAUUGGACGUUCAUCAGCAUUUGCUUACAUUACUCUUCGGAGAAGCAGUAUUAUUUUCGGCGGAUCAGUGCAUCACGGAUGAGACCUAUUGUGGACGACAUCGACCAGCAUUAAUAUCAUCUGAAAUGGAAAAUGAAUCGUUUCCCGUUGCAUGGACUCCACCGAAUGCCAGAAACAAGGCAACUGUAUUUCGUUUAAUCUUCAGCAAAUACACAAAUACUAGAUACCCAUACGAGGAUAAGAUAAAAAGAGAACCGAUAAUCAUUUUCAAAUACGACAGUACGAGGAAAAAUGAGUUGAAAAUGGUUUUGGAAAUGUAUACUGACGAUAUCGUAGAUUUUGGAGUUUUUGAGUGUGAUAAACCUUCAAAUAUAAAGAUGAUAGCUAAAUCUAUCAAGGAAUUUGAAUUUAGUACUUUAGAAAGAACUGGUUACGAAGUAUUUAUAUGUACUGUCAAGAAAAUAGGACGUGAAGCAUUUUUGGCAUUUGCCGGUAUUGGUCCUUUCUAUGUUAGCGAUAAUCACGAAAAUGCAAUAGAAGAAUCAAAAUUAUAUUUUCCAAUCGUUAGUGCGUUAGAAGAAAUACAGUCUGAUGACGAGGAUAAACCAGAAGAUGCAAUAAAUAAUGCAGUUACGGCAGAAAGUACUGAUUUAGAUUGUAGUGUGAAAAAGGAAUAAACAGAAAGAAUACAUAAAAACAAACGUGUAACUCCCUAUGUUCCAUUCCAUUUUAUAAAAAAAAAUUUUUAAAUUCCAAAUAAGCCGUUUAAGAUAUUUUCCAUGAAUUUAAUGGUAAAAUAAAUGAUGACAUACA